Vitis riparia (riverbank grape) is the source of this 1661-nucleotide messenger RNA. Its product is annotated as aspartyl protease AED3. Gene Ontology annotation, biological process: proteolysis. The transcript has 3 exons. The record is from RefSeq and is a predicted model, not a curated record. Lineage: Eukaryota; Viridiplantae; Streptophyta; Magnoliopsida; Vitales; Vitaceae. Gene Ontology annotation, molecular function: aspartic-type endopeptidase activity. Bases 37 to 1350 code for a protein of 437 amino acids.
CUCUCCCCCACAUUCAGACCAUCAAACUCCACAGCCAUGAGGCUCUCUUUCCCUUCUUUGUUUCCUCUACUCUGCCUUACCCUCCUCUUCCUCUCCCUGGCACUUGGACUCAGCCAGCCCAACUGUGAGACCCCUGACCAAGGCUCCACCCUCCAAGUCCUCCAUGUCUACAGCCCUUGCUCUCCAUUCAGGCCAAAAGAGCCACUGUCCUGGGAGGAGAGUGUGCUCCAAAUGCAGGCCAAGGACAAGGCCAGGCUGCAGUUUUUAUCUAGCCUUGUCGCCCGCAAAUCUGUGGUGCCUAUUGCUUCAGGCAGGCAGAUCGUCCAGAACCCAACUUAUAUUGUGAGGGCUAAGAUUGGAACUCCUGCUCAAACCAUGCUCAUGGCCAUGGACACCAGCAGUGAUGUUGCUUGGAUUCCUUGCAAUGGCUGUCUGGGCUGCUCCUCCACUCUCUUUAACUCUCCUGCCUCUACUACCUACAAGUCCCUUGGCUGCCAAGCUGCUCAGUGUAAGCAGGCGCCAAAACCCACAUGCGGUGGGGGGGUGUGCUCAUUCAACCUCACCUACGGUGGCUCCUCCUUAGCAGCCAACCUCUCACAGGACACCAUCACCCUAGCCACCGAUGCAGUCCCCGGCUACAGCUUCGGCUGCAUACAAAAGGCCACCGGCGGAUCCCUACCGGCGCAGGGCCUCCUGGGCCUAGGCCGAGGCCCCUUGUCGUUGCUGUCCCAGACCCAAAACCUAUACCAAUCCACAUUCUCCUACUGCUUGCCUAGCUUCAAGUCCCUCAACUUCUCUGGGUCGCUGAGGUUGGGCCCAGUUGGGCAGCCCAAGAGGAUCAAGUACACCCCAUUGCUCAAGAACCCUAGAAGACCAUCACUUUACUUUGUCAACCUUAUGGCAGUUAGGGUCGGCCGGAGAGUUGUGGACGUCCCUCCAGGCUCCUUCACCUUCAACCCCUCCACCGGUGCCGGCACCAUCUUUGACUCCGGGACGGUGUUCACGAGGCUCGUAACGCCGGCGUACAUAGCAGUGAGAGACGCGUUCAGAAACAGGGUGGGGAGGAACUUGACAGUAACGUCACUGGGGGGAUUCGACACAUGCUACACGGUGCCCAUAGCAGCGCCCACGAUAACCUUCAUGUUCACGGGCAUGAACGUGACGCUGCCACCGGAUAACCUGCUGAUUCACAGCACCGCCGGCAGCACGACCUGCCUGGCCAUGGCAGCCGCCCCUGACAACGUGAACUCGGUGCUGAACGUCAUUGCCAACUUGCAGCAGCAGAACCACAGGCUCCUCUACGAUGUCCCCAAUUCAAGGCUGGGCGUCGCCCGUGAACUCUGCACCUGACCCACUUAGCCCUUUUGAUUAGAUGUCGGUGUUGUGAUAGGUAUUUUGCCUUGACUUGUCGAAAAAGGAGUGAGUUGCGGUCUGGGGGGUGAGUUUUGUUUUGUAGUUGAAGAUGUCACGGGCGUGGGCGCCGGUUAUGGGUGUUUGUGUACUUUUCUCUCUCUCUCUCUUCUUAUUUUUAUGAAGUGGAAAUUGGAAUAGUUUAGGGUGUCGUACAAUGUCACGGGGCUCCUGCAGGGGUUUCAAGUUUUUCAAUACUGUCUCUCAAAUCUAUAAAUUAUUAUAUUCCUGUGCAUUGCUAUGGUUUUAAC